Molecule: messenger RNA, 2586 nt
Organism: Synchiropus splendidus (mandarinfish)
Lineage: Eukaryota; Metazoa; Chordata; Actinopteri; Syngnathiformes; Callionymidae
Gene: st6galnac
Product: ST6 (alpha-N-acetyl-neuraminyl-2,3-beta-galactosyl-1,3)-N-acetylgalactosaminide alpha-2,6-sialyltransferase
Exons: 10
Coding region: 318-1568 (416 amino acids)
Molecular function (GO): sialyltransferase activity
Source: RefSeq, a predicted model, not a curated record
GCAAUCUCACACGCCGCCAGAGCUCCACUAACCAGAUGAGGAACAAGUCGCCCUGACGACAGAAGGACGUGAAGAGUGGUGGUCACGAGAGGAGGUGGGAGGAGGAACAAGAGGAGGCGCUGAACUCGGGUCCUGGUCCUGGAUCCAGGGGACACCAGCAGUGAAGGAGGCACCUCACAGGAGCGAGCGCUCGAUGCUCACAAUAACUGAGGCCACGUCUCUCCACUCAUCCUGCAGUCCGAACCAAAAGACUCAUGACCCCUAACCUGGUCUUUAAGACCCCAGGAGAACUUGUGUCCGAGCCUAUGUGACGAAGGAUGGCACCGUCGCUGAAGUUGGUGCUGGUUGUGCUGACUGUCUGCUCCGUGUUUGGGGUCUACAUCACGUACAGGAAAGCCACCUCGUCCUGGACACUAGUCGGACUACGGACAAGCGGUACACUCAGCGUGACGCUAGACUCAAAGGUUCCGAUGCCUCCUCCCACUCACCUGAGUGCUCUGUCAAGAAUGAACCGGACCACAACGACAGUGACCCCACGGAAGGACAGACCAAAGCCGCAGCCGCCCGUUCUCACUGAGCCUCCAUUUAUCGGAGACUCAUACAUGAGCGAGGAUCUUCCGACACAAACAAACUGCAGCAACAGAAUCAGAAGUCGAAUAUCAGCCACAGAGUUUGGAGCACGGUUUCUGGACAGGAUUCCAGUCCUACAGUGGGCCAAACAUGUGUCCCUGGAGCUGCAUCAACGCCUGCGGCAGUACCCUGGAACGCACGGCUGGGGAGGGAUCAGCUUUGAGGAUCUGAACAGCACCCUCUCGUUCCUCAACUCCACCGCAAACUCGCAAAUGUUCGACGACUGGCAAGAACGUCGCAACCGAUCCCAGUGCAUCCGCUGUGCUGUGGUCGGGAACGGAGGGAUUCUCAAGGGCUCCGGGAAAGGAUCCGAGAUCGAUCGACAUGACUAUGUGUUCAGGACCAAUGGCGCCAUCACCAAAGGUUUUGAGAGUGAUGUUGGCUCUCGCACGACUCACUACAUCUUUUCCACCAAUACGCUGCGUAACUCCAUGGCCACGUACUCGCGGGUCGGCUUCCGAGGGCCCCCCAUUUCUGAGGAAACUCGCUAUGUUUUUCUACCAGACCAUGAUCGUGAUUAUCUUCUGAUGAAAGCGGCCGCCACUAAAACUUUAGUGUCGCGAGGACGUGAUCGUGGGAGAGAUCCAAAGAAACUCUUUGGCAACGAUGUUUCCAAGAAGAAGUUGAAGAUGUUUCACCCUGACUUUGUGCGCUACAUCAGGAACAGGUUUCUGCGCUCCAGAAUCCUAAAGGGUAGGUACCGGAACAUUUAUCGUCCGUCCACCGGCGCCACCAUGCUGCUUGCCGCGCUUCACACCUGUGACCAGGUGUCGGCUUACGGCUUCAUGACCUCCAACUAUGGGAAUUACUCAGACCACUACUACGACCGAAACUUCCACAAGGUGGGAUUCUUCGCCAACCACGACCUGAAGCUGGAAAUGGUUCUGUGGCAGCAGCUGAACGAGGCUGGACUCAUUCACCUCUACACAGGGAAAUGAUGCUGUGGCUGGCACCAGUCCUAACCUGGAGCUGACAGGUUUUGGGAACUUGAGAAAACCACAUCUAACAUUACUGUACUGCUGGAGCCCUGUCGGCACAGUUCCACAUAGUACUUUGUCAGAUCAGAUCUUUCUCAACCUCUUUAUUUAUUAAAUCAAGUAUUUAUGAUUUUUUUCCUCUUCUUUCUGUUUUAAUUUAAAAUCAUUUGAAUACUUAUGAUUGUAAAUUUUAUACAUAAAUAUUUAUUACUUCGUACUUUGCUUCUGACAAGGCUCCAGUGAUUUUGUGCCGAACCUCUCGCCUCCACCACAAACUGACCUCUGGGGCGAGUCUCUUGGAAGACUCUGCCCAUUUUCCGAAUGAAGUCGUUGUUCUGCUGCUUCCGGGCUGACUUUCGAGCCACUUCGUCUUGAAACAUAUCUCUUGGUUACUUGAAUGGACGCUCAAGUUCAACGUCAGAGCUCUGACUGAGCAGCACUUUGGACUCAUCAGCCCCAGUCUGUGUUUGAAGCGUCAUACAUCUUAUCAUAGACAACUGCUGACAUCCAGAGCCGACAGAAUGUUCUUUUGAACCUGAGUGACUGGUACAGCAGGUUGAGGUUCAGUCAUUCUUCAGGCCACGGUGCCAACACCCAGCCCAGAUACACUCCACGCAUGUGUAGGAUUGACUAUGCUAUUGACAAUCUCCUCCGAAUGAGCUUUGAUGCAUCCUGGAUGUGCCUUUAGGUCAUGUGAGCGCCGCGAUCAUGCAGUCAAUUUCCAUUCUCACGCAAAUGUUUCUAGUUCUAAUUGAAGAGAUGAAUGAAUGUUUAUUUUUGUAUCACUUGAUCUCUGGUGGCGCUGCUCACCAGAACCGACCCACGGCCACAUUUUCAUCAGGGAACGCUGUCUGUCUUAACUUUGUGAAUAAUCGCUGAGGUCAGUGGUUACAGUGCAAUUUUGUUUCUUGAAAUAAAACAUCUUCACUUGAACUGUGAGUUAAAGAUUCGUUUUGCUCUAGGCGUUUUCAUCCUCACA